Amoebophrya sp. A25 is the source of this 1770-nucleotide messenger RNA. Lineage: Eukaryota; Dinophyceae; Syndiniales; Amoebophryaceae. The record is from the annotation of a GenBank genome assembly.
AGAUUUAGUAAAUUGUUAGUAUUUUUUGGUGAUGCCGGAUUAGUUUUCUAGGAAGCAAAAUGAAGUCAUUUUUCGGCAAGAUCUUUGAAUGCCUCAGAAUGAAACGACUGUUUCAGCUUGGCUUCAGUGGUGUGAAGUUGUGUUUUGUGGUUGUGUGUCCGGCUCUUGUGUUGUACUCGCUGACGAAAUGGCGAGAGCAAGGCUGUCAUCCCCAUCCCUUCGUCUCAGAAUUGCAAUAUGGACCCACGAAAAUCGUGGCGGAAACGCUCCUCAAGCUCUCCGGUCGGUGUUUCGCGCUCUUGAGCGCUGUGGAUGCGGUCGUGUAUCUGCGACGGCUGUUUCGUAUUUCUUCCUCAACAUCUGGAAAAACGUCAGAGGUAGUUGGGAAGUCAGCCAUUCAGGAAGGUCAACAACAACAUCAACAAGAAAUUAUAAACUCAUCGUCACUCCUUGGGAGUGCUGAUUUUGAUGAGGAAAAAGGUGCACGCGGUGUCGAGGAAAUUGCAACAGAAGAUCGCUGUUGCAGUGAGACUACCUCCUCAGGCUCUUCAAAAUUUUCUCGCUGGUGGCUUUUGACAAAGAGAUUUUUGGUUGCGUGCGCAAAUUUGUGCGGACUCGCCGGAGCCAUUGUUGGGAUGGUCCAGGGCAAUAUGUUGUCCGACAUUGCAGAUGUUCCGUGGGCACACAAACUACAGAAGCACGUCCAUCUCACUACGUGGUUUUUUGGCAUUGGUGCGGUCUGGUGCACACUUCAAGCGGCUCGGGAUGUCUGUGCGCUUCUGGCGUCUUUCAGAUCCUUCCUCUUUCGGCAUAAGGGGGCCGUCAUCGGAAAAGCAUGCUUGUUUCUUUGGGCUCUGCUUGCCUACGUCAUUUUACAGCGUAAUCUGGACUUUGUCCACAACUGCACCUCAUACCAUGGAAAUGGCAUUCGAAUCGCACAAAAGGGUAUCAUGAAGAAUUUUCGAUCGGGGUGUGUGUUGCCUCUGCUUGUGGGGUGCGAACCACUUAGAAAAAUGGCGAUAGCGCAGUAUCACAUCAUAUGGUCUUUCUGGGCAUUGACUCUUGCCUCGCAUGUCAAGGUAGAAGGAGAAACACAAGAGCAGGAACCGGAUGAUCCUUGGAGCGUGCUAGCUUCUGGUCUUUCUUGGCUGAAGAACUUGCGGCUACGGACAGCGGCGAGGGCGGCAAAGCUAAAAGAAUCUUAGUUGAAAAGGAUAGCGAUCAUAGUUGCUUACAACUUACACACUGGCACUACUGACAGAGUAUGGUAAAUUGCUAACGAGGGAAGCUAAUGAGACGACGUACAUUGAGAUUGAUACUGUCCAUUCUAAGUAUAAAUAUCUAUUCGGAGUAGGAGGAGCUGGUGAUGAGUUAUAGAACGAAUGAUGAAUCAAAACCAGAGCCAACAACAACAUCAUGAAAAUCAAAAUUAAUGAGUAUCAAGGAUAGCGAUCAUAGUUGCUUACAACUUACACACUGACAGAGUAUGGUAAAUUGCUAACGAGGAAAGCUAAUGAGACGACGCACAUUGGGAUUGAUACUAUCCAUUCUAGUCGGAGUAAGAGGAGCUGGUGAUGAAUUAUAGAACGAAUGAUGAACCAAAACCAGAGCCAACAACAACAUCAUGAAAAUCAAAAUUAAUGAUUAUCACGCGUUUCUUGGACACAUACAAUGAUGUGCCUACUUGCCUCUUGGACACAUACAAAUAUGCUUGCGCUUUUACCUGUGACCUUUUUUCGAAAUAAAUAGUACGAGCUGCGACUUGAGGAC